AUGGCAGCCUACAGCAACUACCAGGUGCCUCCUCAGUAUGGCCAGCCGCCUCCCCAACCGUUUGGUCAACCACCUCCACCACAGCAACAGCAGUACGGCCAGCAGCAGUACGGCCAACAGCCUCAAUACGAUCAACAGCCUCAGUACGGAAUGCAGAUGCAAUCUAACAUGCAGCAUGGUAGUGCUCCACGCCGAGGAAGUAUUCAACGUUCAAUGUCGUUUGAUCCUUCCCAAUCUCCCUUUGGGAACCAGAGCACGGCUGUUGUGUCGUUUGAUCCGUACGCCAGUGCUACUCCGUCUCAAGGUGGAGGAGGUGGAGAUCCCUUUGCCCCUGCUGGAUCUGUGCAAGCUCCCCCACCUGGUCAAUCUUUUCAAAGUGCUUCUCCAUAUGCAAGUGCUACCUAUGGAAAUACUAGUAGUAGUAUGUCUGUGGCGAGUGGCCCUGGUGGAGUGGCUCCAUAUGGAAUUCCCCCUUCUUAUAGCAACGAAGCAAUGACGACAAGUCCACAAGGCCAAUCACAUUUUGGUGGAGAUUUGUUUGCCAGUGCUCCACCAGCAUCUACUUCUCCGACUACUCAUCAAGGAUUCCAGAACCCAAAUGCCAGUGUGGUCAGUGACAUUACCAUGUUCAGCAGUGCUCCUCCAGCCUUUGCAGCGUCUGCCCCACCAGCUACUUCCACGGCAUUGGCUCCUGCUCCAGGCCCAAAGGUAAAGACGACAAGUUCGGCUCUUGCAAAAGCCAGAAAGGGAGAAUUCAAUGAAGGAGAUGUUGAUCCGGCACUAGCAGCGGAACAAGCCAAAAUCUUGGAAAAAAUUCAGGCUCGCAACAAGAUGAAGCAACUUCGUCAAAAUGCGGGCAUGGUGCCCUACAAUAAUCAAAGUCAGGGCAUGGUGCCCUACAAUGGAGGAGGAGGAACCGAUCGUCGCGCUCCUCCUCGUACUCGAUCCAUGCCCAACCCCAAUUCCAGAGGACAGCAAAAUUCGAUUGCCCAUGGUGGUAAGGCCGUUCUGGAUCCCAAAAAGGACAAACGAAAGCAAACACGAAAAAUGAAAACGGCCGCGGGAACUGUUGGAGGAGCCGUCAUCGGUGGCUUGGUAGCGGGACCCGUCGGUGUCGUCCUUGGGGCGGGUGGUGGUGCUGCCAUUUCCAACAAGGCAGCCAAAUCCAGAGACAAACGCAAACAACAAGAGUUUGAACAAAAGAACUUUCAAAAGGCUGCCUCACAGUCCACGGCUGCAAAGGGGGAUGGUGCGUUUGCUUAA
This is a messenger RNA of Seminavis robusta, 1263 nucleotides long. The record is from the annotation of a GenBank genome assembly. NCBI's taxonomy places the organism in Eukaryota, Bacillariophyta, Bacillariophyceae, Naviculales, Naviculaceae.